AUGAAGCUUCUUGGCCUUGGUGCAAUUUUGUCUUUAGCCAUCAAUAUCAUCGCAAGCAACGUUGGCAAUUUCGAAUAUAACGACGUGCUCGGCAUCUGGCUUCCCAAACACGAGGUCUGGACCGAUGAGCACCAUAUCAAACACCACGACCGGCGCAUCCGAGAACGUGAACCAGAACAUCACCAGCAUGAGCACAAGAUCCCUGGUAUAGCUUCCCAAUACGUGAUCCACGAGGAUGCUGCCAUUCACAAACACGACGCCGACCAUCACCUGACAUUCUAUCCUCACCCUGAACACAAGCGGAAUAUUCCCAGAUUGAUAGUCUAUGUACAGACUUUCAGGACGCCGGAUGGGAAACCUUUGAGCUUACUACCACUUUUGGAACAUCAGACGGGGAUCACGCAUGUUAUUCUUGCGAGUGUGCAUUUGCAUGAGAAGCCUGGUGAGAUCAGGUUGAAUGAUCAUGCUUUUAGUGAUCCCACGUGGGAUCUGAUCUGGGAGGAAGUAAAGAUCUUACAGAACAAUGGUGUGAAAGUCAUGGUUAUGCUGGGAGGUGCUGCUGCUGGGACGUAUAAGAGAUUGAAUGGGACGGAUCAAGAGUUUUACGAAUACUACCACCCCCUCCGCCAACUCCUCCAAACCUACAACCUCGACGGCAUCGACCUCGACAUCGAAGAAACCGUCCCCCUCACCGUCCCCAUCCGCCUCCUCACCGCCCUCCACCGCGACUUCGGCCCCGAAUUCAUCCUCACCAUGGCGCCCCUCGCCUCCGCCCUCGCACACAAAGACGGCCAAAAUCUCUCCGGCUUCUCGUACUUCCUCCUCGACGAAUUCGCCACCGUUCCCGGCUCAGAUACCAAGCUCGUGCACUGGUACAACGGGAUGUUCUACGGGGGAUUUGCGCGCGGUCCGCCGUUUUACGAGAGUGUGCUUGAGCAGGGGUGGGAGCCGGAACGGGUGGUGAUGGGUGUGUUGGAUUGUAAGGAUGAUGGGCAGCCGAAUGGGUUUGUGGGUGUGGAGACGCUGGGGGAGACGGUGAGGAGUUUGAGGAGGGGGACGAGGGAGAGUUUUGGGGGCGUGAGUGGCUGGGAGUAUUGGGAUGCGGGGCAGAGUGAGGAUGUGGUGAUUGAGCCGUGGAUGUGA
Messenger RNA from Cadophora gregata, 1143 nucleotides. RefSeq lists its product as uncharacterized. Bases 1 to 1143 code for a protein of 380 amino acids. The record is from RefSeq and is a predicted model, not a curated record. Gene Ontology annotation, molecular function: hydrolase activity, hydrolyzing O-glycosyl compounds. Gene Ontology annotation, biological process: carbohydrate metabolic process. The transcript has 2 exons. Lineage: Eukaryota; Fungi; Ascomycota; Leotiomycetes; Helotiales; Ploettnerulaceae.